AUUUUAGAAAACAACAAUGCAGAACUUGCCGCUGCGAUGGCAGCUGUUAGGGAGGCAAUCGGACGGUACGGCAGGGUAGCCAGGGGUUCAGGUCUUCGUAAUCCACUUCCUCAUGAAUGGGCCAACCUACAGCAAUUUUAUCAGUUACCACCACCUCCACCCCCACCGCCAGCACCAGAACUUCCGCAAGAAAAUGAGCCAGGACUAGCGAAUAUGCCACCACCAGUCCAUGUGCCAGCACCAGCUCAUGUACCAGCACCAAUCCAUGUACCAGCACCAGUCCAUGUACCAGCACCAGCUCAUGUGCCACCACCAGUCCAUGUGCCAGCACCAAUCCAUGUACCAGCACCAGCCCAUGUACCAGCACCAGCUCAGGUGCCACCACCAGUCCAUGUGCCAGCACCAAUCCAUGUACCAGCACCAGCCCAUGUACUAGCACCAGCUCAUGUGCUACUACCAGCCCCAGUCCAUGUACCAGCACCAGCUCAUGUACCAGCACCAGCUCAUGUACCAGCACCAGCCCAUGUGCCAGCACCAAUCAAUGUGCCAGAACUAGUCCAUGUGCCAGCCCCAGAAAAUGGGCCAGCACCAAUUAAUGGGCCAGCACUAGCUAAUGUACCAGCACUAGUUAAUGGGUCAGUGGCAACAGCGUCGAUACCAGCAUUGGAAACAGCAUCAACAUCAGGAUUGUCAUCAGAACCGAGGGGUCGGCGACACUGGGGUGCUGGUUACCAACGCCGUAACUGGCGAGGGCAGUACCGCUCAAAUGGGCGUGGAAAAGGACGUGGAAAAGGUCGUGACAUAAACAUAUAUAUGUAAACAAUCACACACACUUACGCAUAUACAUGCACAAGCAUACAUCCAUACACACAUUCAUACAUACAUACAUACAUAUAUGUACCCAUACAUACACAUAAAAUUACAUUUAUAUCUAUAUCUUAUCUAUAAUAAUCUAAAAUUAAUAUAAACU
Microplitis mediator is the source of this 970-nucleotide messenger RNA. Its product is annotated as skin secretory protein xP2-like. The record is from RefSeq and is a predicted model, not a curated record. The transcript is spliced from 2 exons. Bases 37 to 819 code for a protein of 260 amino acids. NCBI's taxonomy places the organism in Eukaryota, Metazoa, Arthropoda, Insecta, Hymenoptera, Braconidae.